Messenger RNA from Plasmodium yoelii, 849 nucleotides. RefSeq names its product fam-a protein. Lineage: Eukaryota; Apicomplexa; Aconoidasida; Haemosporida; Plasmodiidae. The transcript has 6 exons. Bases 1 to 849 code for a protein of 282 amino acids. The record is from RefSeq and is a predicted model, not a curated record.
AUGAAUAAAUUUUAUAUACAAAUUGUUUUAUUUCUUUUAAGCAUCUUCGUACAUGUGAAUAAUAAAACCCUUGCGGCUGAGGCUGAUCCAGGAGAAGAUCCAACGCCCGGAUCAACACAUAACUAUCUUACUCCAGAAGAAGUAUAUGAAAAAAACAAGCACCUAUUAUGUACCAAUCCCGAAGAAAUUAUAAAUGCUGACCAAUUUAUGAAAGCAGCUGUAAAACAUUUAGUACAUCAUGCAAAAAGUAAUGAUGAUUAUAUAUCUUGUAAAACAAAUCCUAAUCAUCAUAUAGAUUUAUAUAAAAAAAAACAUAAAGGACAUACACUUAUUGAAAAAGUUAAAUAUACAAUUGAUUAUCCGGAUAAGUAUAAUGAAAUAAUAAACAUGUAUUGGGAUCCCGAUUAUCCCAGAUUGAUAAAUAGUGGCUCUGUUAAAAUUACCCGUGUAUACAAUCCAAAUUUAGUAAUGAUACAACACCGUUACAAAAAAAAAUUAGGACGCCGCCAGAAAUAUUUUUAUGCUUUAGCUACAAAGGUUGAAAUAUCAGAAGACAAAACUAUAAUUGCCAUUUCUUCAGCAAAUAUAAAUGAUCACAACCCUUCCGAUAAAAAAUAUAAAAACACAAUCGUAAAAGAAGCAAAUUUAUUCAAAACUGAAAUUGAUUCUGAAGAUGAUAUUAGAGAAGGAAAAUUAAAAAAAGUGUUUGUUAACAUAAAUGGAUACCUCUUUAAAAAACGCAGCAAAUGUGUUGAUAUCACAUAUAUCGAAUCUAUUGAUGGACAUAAUUCCAUUUGUCAAGAUUGGAUUAUUGGACAAAUUUUUAAUUAUUUUUACCUUGAUAUAUAA